AUGGCGGACGCACUGACGUACUAGAGCUGCGGAACGCCCCCGAUGAGUCUACCUAUUUUAGUGUCGACAGAGGGCGCCAGGACGCUACUUCCCCUCCAGCUCCACGUGACACUCGUCUGUCACAGUGGUAGUCCAAAGCAACUCGAGCGACUUCAGGCUUCUGCAAACUUACCAUUUGAUGCCAUGUCCCUGUACCGAAACACCAUCUGGUUUUUAAACGGAAUACACCAAUAUACAAGAAAGGGAUAUGAAGCAGCUUCUCAAAACUUUGAGCCCCAGGACCUGGAUGUUUCAGUUGUGGGAAGGUCUUUUAUGGUCACUGGAGCCAACAGCGGAAUAGGCAAAGCGACUUCCAUGGCUAUAGCCAAGAAAGGUGGGAGAGUGCACAUGGUCUGUAGAAACAAAGAUAAAGCUGAACAGGCCAAGGGUGAUAUCAUUCAUGAAUCUGGGAAUACUGAGGUGUACGUCCAUAUUGUGGACUUGUCCGAAUCACGCAAAGUGUGGGAAUUUGCCGAGGCCUUCAAGAAGCAGUAUCCGUCUUUACAUGUCUUGAUCAACAACGCGGGCUGCAUGAUCCACAAGAGAGAGGUGAAUACUGAAGCCCUGGAGAAGAACUUUGCUAUCAACACAAUGGGCAUGUACCUUCUCACUGAAAGUCUCAUACCGCUUCUACAAAAGAGCCGGGAACCGAGGGUGAUCACCGUGUCGUCAGGGGGGAUGUUGGUCCAGAAGCUCCAGAUUGAUGACUUGCAGUCAGAGAAAGGAGACUUUGAUGGUCUCAUGGUGUACGCCCAGAACAAGAGACAGCAGGUGGUGCUGACGGAACAGUGGGCCAAAGAGUACCCUGACAUCCACUUCUCUGUGAUGCACCCGGGCUGGGUGGAUACACCAGCCGUGUCCCAAUCAAUGCCGCAGUUCCACAGUAUGAUGGCGCAGAGGCUGCGCAGUCCAGAGCAAGGAGCCGACACUGUGGUAUGGUUGGCCUUAUCCAGGGCUGCCGGCGGAACCCGCAGCGGAAAGUUCUUUCAAGAUCGGAAGGCCGUCCCAACCCACCUGCCUCUUGCUUGGACUCGCAGUUCUACAGUGGAGGUUCUGACUUUCAUCUCUCAGCUGGAGAUGCUGGCCAAAGCUGUGCAGGCAAAGCCGACUGGAGUGCUGAGGGAUCAAGUAGUAUAACUCGUGACCAUUCAAACUGAUUAAAUCAAGUAACGUGGA
This is a messenger RNA of Hippocampus zosterae (dwarf seahorse), 1215 nucleotides long. Its product is annotated as dehydrogenase/reductase SDR family member 12-like. NCBI's taxonomy places the organism in Eukaryota, Metazoa, Chordata, Actinopteri, Syngnathiformes, Syngnathidae. The record is from RefSeq and is a predicted model, not a curated record.